UGUUACCUUCACAAUUUUCCAAACAAAGAAAACUAAGUCCUAGACACAAAAUGUCUAAACAAAGAAAAAUGAGUCCUUCUUCAUUCCUAUUGUUCUUCCUCACAAUCAUCUUAUGUUCUUUCAAUCAAUUUGUUGAUGCCAACCAUCUCAUCCAACAAACAUGCAAGAAUUGCUCAAAAAAUGAUCCCAACAUAAGCUACAAAUUUUGUACAACAUCUUUUCAAUCGGACCGUAGGAGCCAAUGUGCCCAAAAUCUUGAAGAAUUAGGUCUCAUAUCUAUAAAGAUAACAAGGCACAAUGUGACAAAUACUUGUGAUUACAUCAAAGAUCUUUUAAAGAAGAAAGAUAAAGAUCCAUUUAUCAAAGAAUGUUUGAAUGAUUGUCUUGAUGUAUAUUCUGAUGCUAUCACAACUUUUAGAGAAGCAAUUAGAGAUUACAAGGCAAAACGUUAUGAAGAUUGUAAUUUUAAGCUAAGUUCUAUUAUUGAUGCCUCAACAACUUGUGAAGAUGGAUUCAAGCAAAAGAAUGAUGUGACUUCACCAUUGACAAAGAGAAACAAAAAUGUUUUUCAACUUUCUGCCAUAGCACUUUCAAUUGUUAACAUGCUCAAUGUGGAUAAAUUAAACGAUGGUACAUUAUGAUUAUUAAUUUUCAUGUUUGCAUGGUUUAGGAUAUAAUUAUCAUUAUAUAAUAUUAUAAUCUCUUGUAAAAAGUAUUAUAAUUAGAGGAGUAUAUAUUUUAUUUUUUAUAUAUAUGUAUGUGCUUGUAUUAAGCGCUCGGAUAGAUUGUAUUUGUGUCAUGUGUGUCUAUAUAAUGUUAGGUAUAUUUUAAUGAGACAUUAUAUCUUUUAGUAUUUUAAUAAAAUUAAUAAAUUUUGGUUUAAGUUUUAAUUUUUA
Molecule: messenger RNA, 896 nt
Organism: Trifolium pratense (red clover)
Lineage: Eukaryota; Viridiplantae; Streptophyta; Magnoliopsida; Fabales; Fabaceae
Product: putative invertase inhibitor
Exons: 1
Coding region: 51-641 (196 amino acids)
Molecular function (GO): enzyme inhibitor activity
Source: RefSeq, a predicted model, not a curated record